Molecule: messenger RNA, 828 nt
Organism: Culex quinquefasciatus (southern house mosquito)
Lineage: Eukaryota; Metazoa; Arthropoda; Insecta; Diptera; Culicidae
Gene: amx
Product: TM2 domain-containing protein almondex
Exons: 4
Coding region: 1-792 (263 amino acids)
Source: RefSeq, a predicted model, not a curated record
AUGUUCGGCAGAGACUGUGUGCGGUUGAAUUUGAAGUCAGUUAUGUUCCUCAUCGUGGCCGUCAUAAUGUCCCACGUGCGAAUUACGCAAACAUCUGUUCACUCAAACAGUCCAGAAGUUAUUCCUACAAAGCAAGAAAAGAGCAACAGUGAUAACGAUCGAUCUGCAGUUUUGAUCAACACUAGUAACAAAAUCCCCUCCGACACGAGCCACUGCCCGAACGAUACGCUCUGCUCGGUCCUGCCCAACUCGUGCCUCGCGUGUCCCACAAUUCCGCCGCAGUGCAUUUACGGGUCGGAAGUGACCGUAAGCUGCAGUCCGAAGCCGACGGUCCUGUGCCGGAACGAGCCACUGCCGUCACCGUCGUCCUCAUCCUCGCCGAACGCCGUCAACUCGCAGGGAAGCGUUGAGAUCAAGCGGCGUACGCUCUGUCGGUACUGCUACCAAACUGAACGCUGGGAGCAGAUUUGCGAGCAGAAGGGCGGCUGCAACUCGGUCGAUUCGCAGUUCAAAACCAACUGCACCGUCAACGGGGAGAUCCUGUGCUUUGGCAAUAGGACGUUUAUGAGGAAAGUGCCCUGCAACUGGACGCAGGGCUAUCGUUGGUCGACGACGCUGAUUCUGAGCAUCACGCUCGGUGGGUUUGGGGUUGAUCGAUUCUUCUUAGGGCACUGGCAGGAGGGUAUCGGGAAGCUGUUCAGUUUUGGGGGGUUGGGUGUUUGGACGCUUAUUGACGUGCUGCUGAUCUCGUUGCACUAUCUGGGACCGGCUGAUGGGUCGUUGUAUAUUUAAGAAGGGCCUGCGAUUAUAAUACUCGAUAGAACAUAG